Molecule: messenger RNA, 592 nt
Organism: Ananas comosus (pineapple)
Lineage: Eukaryota; Viridiplantae; Streptophyta; Magnoliopsida; Poales; Bromeliaceae
Product: UPF0235 protein C15orf40 homolog
Source: RefSeq, a predicted model, not a curated record
UGUCUCCGCCUCCUCCCUCCCUCCACCGUCGCCAUCGCCGUCCACGCCAAGCCCGGGUCUAAGGUCGCCACCAUCACUGAGAUCGGGGACGAGGCUCUCGGGGUUCAGAUCGACGCCCCUGCGAGAGACGGAGAAGCUAACGCCGCGCUUCUCGAUUACAUCAGCUCGGUAUUAGGAGUGAAGAAAAGGCAAGUAUCUAUUGGUUCCGGUUCGAAAUCGAGAGAGAAGGUUGUACUCGUCGAGGAUGCAACUCUCCAGAGCGUCUUCGAUGCUCUAAACAGGGCCUGUAGUUCUAAAUGAUGUACUCAAUAACGAAACUCUAUAGUCAUGUAAAGACUCUUCUCUACCAAUCCUUUCAAUUACACCCACUUGCCAUACAAAUCUCAGAAACCCUAAAGAGUCCAACUAUUGCAAUGAGAAUAUCGCAAAAAACUGCAGUGGCUGUGGGAUUACAAAAAAGUAAAAAUGGGCAACUGUAGUAUUAUCACAUUGUGAGCCCAUCAUACCAUUUUCACUUUCUUUAUUUACAGUCAUGCAUCCUCUAAAAUUUAGUCUAUUUAAUACAAUCUGAGAUGGUAGUGUUGUGCUCGAA